AUGGAUUACGACCUCUCAGGGGAAGGAAUUGAGGCCUUCCAGUCACUAUACGAACGACUGUCAUCAUACUUGGUGGAAAAAGAGGCCUACGAUCGAAUUGCGACUUUGGAGGCCGUCAAUGAAGAACUUUCUGAUCAGGAGCGAGAGGAUGAAAUAGAGAUUCAGCUUGCUCCGGCAGCGCUGGACGAUACGCCUCCUAAAGUCAGAGACCCUACUGAAAAGGGUAUCACCAAAUUUCGGUCGCUGAAGAGGACAGAUACAAAACCGUAUUCCGAUGUCCCGGGUAAAAUCCAGCCCUUCUCGCCAUUGCUGAAGUUACAGGGGCAGAAUGAGUUUGUAUGGGAGCCUAAACAUCAAGAGGCUUUCGACAGAAUUAAGAAUUACCUAGCGAGCCCGCCAGUGCUGGUUCCGCCGAGGGCCGGAUUUCCAUUGAAGUUAUAUAUAUCAGCAGCCGAAGCUUCCAUUGGCAGUUUACUCGCUCAGGAUGAUGAGGUGGGUAUUGAGCAUGCUAUUUUCUACCUCAGCCGGACAUUGACGGAUUGCGAGACAAGGUACACUCCUAUAGAAAAACUGUGUCUUACUUUGUACUUCUCAACGUGCAAGCUGCGGUACUACAUGUUAUCCUUUACUACCUGCAUCAUCGCUCAAACGGAUCUGGUCAAAUACAUGUUGUCGCGACCUAUUCUGAGAGGCCGCAUUGGCAAAUGGGUACUAGCUCUUUCUGAAUUUUCGCUACAGUAUGUACCUCAAAAAGCCGUAAAGGGACAGGCCAUCGCGGACUUCCUUGUACAUCAUCCUACGUUGGAUAUCCCUGCAAUGAAGGAGUUAGAGAUAGCGACCGCAACUACAACUGGACCAGAUUUAGCAUGCAUUCCGGAGUAUGCUGUAUGGUAUCAAGCCACAGUCUCCUUGCAGGCCUGGGUAUUGUUUUUUCAUGGCUCAAGAACAAAAACAUUAGCAGGGGCAUGGAUUGUUCUGGAAAAUUCAGCUGGCGACCGCUUUUCUUAUUCUUUCCAACUGGACUUUAAAUGCUUGAACAACCAGGCAGAAUAUGAAGCCCUUAUUAUCGGGCUAGAAGUCUUACUGGAACUGGGCAUUAGGGACGUUCAGAUCCGAGGUGAUUCUCAGCUAGUGAUAAAUCAGCUUCAAGAAAAAUAUAGAUGUGUAAGCUGGUUACUAGUACCACAUUUGAAUCACGCAAUUGAGCUUCUGGAUCAAUUUAAUGACGCCGAUUUGGAAUACAUCCCUCGCGAGCGCAAUUUUGCAGCCAAUGAGCUUGCUCAACUAGCCACAUGCAUUACAUUGAAGUAUGGAGUUCGCGAGCAUAUUCUGAAAGUCGAGCGUCGCACACAACCUUCAUGGCUCGCACGACCUGAUCCGCCUAACGAUCCAGUUGUCGCGGUACUCGAACCUAUUGAUGUUGAUUGGCGCAUCCCGCUGAUCGAUUACCUCAAGCAACCAGGCCCCAUAGCCGAUAAGAAGAUUCGCUUUCUCGCCUUAAAUUACUUCCUCAGGGGUGAUGAGCUACGACGACGCGGGGAAGAUGACAUAGACUUCCGGUGUGUCUAUGGCUGCGAAGUGAAAAGAUUAAUGGGUGAAGCGCACACAGGGAUAUGCGGAGCUCAUCAAGCGGGACCUAAGAUGCACUGGCUCAUUAGGAGACAUGGCUAUUAUUGGCCUAGCAUCUUAAAGGAUUGCAUCGCGUUCGCCAAAAGAUGUGAAGACUGUCAGCUCUAG
This is a messenger RNA of Rosa chinensis, 1737 nucleotides long. RefSeq lists its product as uncharacterized. Gene Ontology annotation, molecular function: nucleic acid binding; RNA-DNA hybrid ribonuclease activity. The record is from RefSeq and is a predicted model, not a curated record. The transcript is spliced from 3 exons. Lineage: Eukaryota; Viridiplantae; Streptophyta; Magnoliopsida; Rosales; Rosaceae. The coding region runs from base 1 to 1737 and encodes 578 amino acids.